Colletotrichum fioriniae is the source of this 930-nucleotide messenger RNA. Lineage: Eukaryota; Fungi; Ascomycota; Sordariomycetes; Glomerellales; Glomerellaceae. The record is from RefSeq and is a predicted model, not a curated record.
AUGAAGUCUUCCAUCGUUCUUGCCGCCACUGGCGCCGUCCUGGCCAUGGGUGCCGCCAUCGACCCCCGUGCCAUGGAGACCGUCUUCGACGUCACCUACGUGACUGUCACCGUCACCGAGGGCGUCCCCGUCGAGACUCCCGCUGCCACUCCUUCCAGCAGCCUUCCCCCCAAGGUUGAGGAGACCCCUGCGCCCGCCCCUGUCUUCUCUACCAUCACCACCAAGCGCCGCUCUCGCACUCCCAAGGCUUCGACCACCCCCACCCCGACCCCGACCCCGACUCCCACUCCCACUCCCACCCCUGAGCCGGUUGUCGAGCAGCCCGUCGCUUCGGAGCCCGCUGCCUCCUCUUCUGCUGCUCCCGUCACUUCCGUCGUCGAGACUACCCAGUCUACCCCCAGCACCGCUGCCACCGUCAGCGACCUUCAGACUGCCGCCAUUGAUGCUCACAACAACCACCGCAGCAACCACUCCGCUCCCGCUCUGACCUGGGAUGCCGACCUUGCCAGCUACGCUCUAAUCACUGCCAAGACCUGCGUCUUCGAGCACGACAUGACUACUGGUGGUGGCGGUUACGGCCAGAACCUCGCCAUGUGGGGUGCCACUGGCUCCGAGAACUUGGGUGAGGCCAAGGCUGCUCAGCGUGCCAUUACCGAGCAGUGGUACAACGGCGAGCUCAACCUCUACCCCGGCUACGGCCAGGCCAGCCCUGACAUGACCAACUUCCUCCAGUGGGGUCACUUCUCCCAGUUGGUCUGGGUUGACACCACCAAGGUUGGCUGCGGUGUCUACUACUGCGCCGCCGGUACCCUCAGCUCCAUUGGCAGCUGGUACACCGUCUGCAACUACAAGUCCCAGGGCAACGUUAUCGGCAGCUUCGACAAGAAUGUCCUGCCUCCCGGCAACGCCGCCACCAUCACCGUCGCCUAA